AUGUCUCAAGCAUCUCAAUCAUUUAAUUCUGGCGCGCAAGUCAUCGCUCUAUUGAAAGCUCAGGACCCCGUAAAGAUUGGUGCAGCACUUAUUCAAUUACGGCAACUGUGUUCAACCAAGCCUUUUCCGGCCGUCGUGAUAGAUUAUCUCCAGUUAGAACCUGCCGCCGAUUCGAUCUUCCAGGUCCUCAAUGUUGCUCGUGAGGCAAAUUCGAUCCAUUUACUUGCGAAUUCCUUGUAUACCUUAUCCUAUCUCAUUUCACGAGCACCUUCAUCACCUUUUGAGACCCGACAGGUCGUAGACGGAUCACGAAUUAUCAACCAUCUAAUUCAGAAUCAUUCGAAAUCUAUCCAUCGGUGCUUUGCUCCUGGGAGGACCGAGGCCACAUUGGCGUGUCUGACUUUACUUGUAGCUUGCGUUUGUUGGAGCGAAGGAGCAUGCGCCAAGAUCGUAAUUGGCGACUUGAGAUGGGAUCACAAGACCGUCACACGCCUGCUACAGACUCGGCAAACGGUUACUGCCCCCGAAGGAACCACUACACGAACCCAGAAAGGAAACCGGCCCGCUCCUAAAUCAUCAAAGCUGAAAGGCCAGCUACACAAAACCGACAUCCGCACCCUCAUGCUCCGAUUCAUCUUUAGUGUAAUCUCUAGCGCCGAAUUACGCUCAUCUUCCAAACAGGAUCUAUGGAAGACCAAAGGUCUCGCGGAGGGCGUCCUGAAAGGCUUACAAGCAGAUCCUUAUGAAACCGUAGCAUUUGUACUCGGAAAUCUAUGGGAGGAUGUAACGAAGCGCCAUAUUGGGAAUCCGGGAAAUCACAAUCGUAAUGCUUCCGUCCACCACCCAGGAUGUGAAAUGUUUGAUCAGAACGCGAUUGACCUGUUGGUUCAACUACUCGAGCGUGACGAUAGCGUCAAGGAUAUCCAACACACCAAGCUUGAUGCAGCCGAGACAGUUGCUCAAAUGGUAGAAAGGUUCCUGAAAAACUUAACUAUUUACCUUGCCAAUUCGAUGUCAACAAAUAUUUUUCAGCAUCAAGCAAACUCCAGAUUACCGCCGUACCGUAUCAUGCUGAAUUUAGUCAAAUCUCUAUCACCUACGAAAUCCAUGAGGCGCUGGCGACUCGCUCUUCAUAUCUUAGAAUCAGUUCCCUCAUUAUGCUUCUCUCUUUGGCGUACCGCAUCUCCUCCUAGCGAGCCCUCGUCAAGCGUUGCAUGGAUUUCGUCUGUUGGCUUCGCAACCAAGGUGGCCGCAAUGCCUUUUGGAUUAUCUUUUCAAGCCGAAACAAUCUCUCUGAUACCUGACAACAUGAACAGCCUGACAAGCCUUGCCAAAAAUUUACUUGCUCAAUGUAUUCCAACACCCUUGAACCGAACCUGGUUCACCAAGGCAUUGCAAUUCCCGGACGCGCUCGUCUCGUUUAGCUCUCUUGCUCUCCUCCUGACCGGAUUGAAAAAAGCUCGAAAUGUCUCUCAUCAACUUCAGCGUGUCAUCCAAUCGACAACAGUUGGCCAUCCGCCAGUCACCUCGGAACUUUGGUCUAAGCUGCUCAUAAAUUUUGAACAGUCCUUACAAGCAGUGUUGCCUGAUCCACAGGUACUCAUCGCAGUUCUACAAACCGCUUCUCGCCGGGCAAAUGAACGAAAAAGUGCUCCUGUGGGCUCUCCCGUACAAGUGAAUGAUAAAUCACAGCCUAGCGCAGCUGUCACGCCUCAGCAAGAUAACGACACUGACGGAGACAUUGUAACAUUUAGUGCACUAGCUGUCCUGCUUUUGUAUCAUCAACUGAUGCCCCAAACGAUGUGCAAUCUCAAUUUCGAUUACACCAAACUGAUAACCACCUUCUUCACGUUGAACGCAAAGGACGAAUCUGAAGAUCCACAUUCCAGCUCUUUAUUGGCUCUGCAUAGGCUACAGUCUCCCAUAGCAUACCUCUGUCAAUCGCGGACUCUGCUUCUUAUUGGACAUUCCGCCCGGACCAACCCAACCCAACCCUCUCCUGCAUUGGUCAAAGUUCUAUUAUUACUUUCUUCCUUUCCCAUGUCAAACAAGCUCGAAGAUUCCGAAGUUGGUGCUCACACGCCGCUCUUGAUCAAAAUCAUCGCUCAAGAAACUCUACAAGCAAUCUGUAAAUCAAUAGUACCACAUCUAAGAGACGAGAACGAAUAUCAAGAACUGUGUAUUUGGCUCAGUGCAUUAUCAGAAUUGAGAAGAGUGGGUGACUGCGCCACGCUGUUGGUUCUCUUCUUAGAAGAUUGCAUCCGUGCAUGCCUAAGACAGCCAUUAAAAUAUCUUCAAAUCAGCGAGGAGCGCCGAAAUCUUUCACCCCAAUCGGGCCAGUCGGGGAGCAAUGCGAGACCUCCGACACUGAUAUCCGCCUUACUAGUCAAAGUAAACGCGAUCACCAAGGGCUCCUCCACGUCUUCAACUAAUCCAAGCAAAGUCGCGUUGAUAACAUUGGUCAUCAAAUUUCUCAAUCUUUACGUUCUCAACGCUUUAUCGACUUCACAUCAAACGCGUCCAAUUACUGUGGUACAUGAUAUCUCAUCUCAGCUCAGCCAGAUCUUCAGCACUACACUUGGUAGCUCAGCGGAUGGAAACUCAGCGUAUCCCGAUUACUUGGGCGAUGUCAUAAUUGAUACUUUACGAUCAGCAACUCAACUAUCAACUGCUCAACGCGAAAUAAUCUCCUGGCCCGUAUACAUCGCCCAAAGUAUCUUUUCUAGUCAAAUAUCCGCUCUUGAUUUGAUGCAUCAGUCGUUUUCUUCCACAAACAAAAACACCAAGCCUUCGAAAACUAAAAAGGCCGUAGCUUUCAUGGAAUUAGGUCCUGCAACGGUUUCCGCAAGUUCGAUGGAAAAUGGAAUCCAAUGCAGAAAUCAACAGUUAGGAUUCAUCUGGUUUAUGUCUCGCGCCGUUGAGGUGGAAAAGUUUAAAGUUGAGGAUUUCAGCCGCCAAACAGCUCAAGAAAAUUCUGCCGAUAGCGACCAGCUUGACUAUAAAACAAAAGCCGCGAACAUCAAAACACUAGUCAAGAUCAUUUCAAAAUCAUUAAAUGAUGACACGGCCGUGAUCGAAUGCUUUCUUGAACAGAUGUGGCACAUUUCACAAAUUGUUGUGAAAAAGACAGAUUUUGAAGUGUUGUUGGAUAUCAUUCGGGUUUCAUGCCCUGCUCUAGAAAAUACGAAACAACAAAACAUCAAGAUACUCACCCGCUAUGCCGAUCUGAUAAUUGAAACCUCCUCCUCAAACCUUAACUCGCAUAUCAAGAAAGGAAAAUCUACUGCCAAGAAGAAUGCUUUGAUACAAUGCGCUUGUUAUCUGCUCCCACUGCUCGACGGAACGUAUCAAAUUAAGGUUCUCGUCGGACUGCUUUCUUCAAUGAACCCUGGACUUCUCAGUGAUGCGAACUGUGUCAGCUCAAUCAUGAAGUUAGUGAACCUCACCUCAGGAACUCCGCCGCAAGAGAGGCAAUCGUUUCUACACCAGCUAUCGGUCGAUCCAGUCAUCAAGACAUUAUGCGUUUUGUCUAACACCAGCAACAGUAAAGUGGCCACCGAUGUGCUAUUGGAAAUAAUCCAGCUAUCAUUUGAUCCAUCGAAGCACUCUGAUGAAAUAGCCCAGGCUUGGUCGACGUAUGGUUUGGAAGUUUUAGAAUCAGGUUCAGCGGAACAACCCGAUUGUGGUACCAAAAUCCGCAUAGCUUCUUACUUGGUCCCGAAAAAUAAAAGGAUCGCUUCUGCAGCAAUCGCAUGGAUGAGGGAAACUCAGAUCGAUCAGCUGAAGCUCGCAUGGGAUGGAACUUUGAGCUUGCUUGUUGCUUGCCUUCAGGCUUUAUCGACAGCCGAAGAACGAUAUGACUCCUGUCUCUUACCGUUAGGGCAGGGCCGGUUAGAUGAGUUAAUCAUGAAUAUCGCAUCGUGCUUAUUCUCCGUCCACCCUGAAGCUUCCGCCUCAGCUCUACCGAAUGGAAAACAGAUCCGGGUCUUGGCUUCCAAAGCUCUCAAGUUGAUUUAUUCUUGUGCAGAGUCACGGGUGGGAUCGUUACUAGCUGAUCAACUCACCCAAGACGGUCUUAUUCCUGCGUACUCCGAAUCUCUCGAUGUAUUGUCGUUGUGUCAAUCGAAUCAUCUAGAUGUUUACAUUGAUCGGUGCCUGCGCUGGCUUGUCAGAAGAUUUGCCGAGGACGAAACCUGUGCCGAGGAUACAAUCGAACUAGUUGAAGCACUGUACAACAUUUUGAGCCGAAAACCUGCCGAAUACACAUUGUCAACGCAUCUUGUAAAUCCGGUCUUGACGGCUGCUCUGGGUCGGCUUCUAGAUUCCGGAUGUGUAAUGAAACUGAUGGAUUCGUUCAUCCGUCACACCCGGCUAGAAGAAGCUGACGUCGUCAAACACCUGCGCGCGACGGUUGAAAGCCGCAACUUUCGUUCAUUGAUGAGGUCUUGUCAUCAGAAUCAAGACGAGCAGGAUGCGUUAGUUAUGUCAGUCAUCAACCAGCUGGUAAUCUCUUACCCCGCUGUUACUAUCCAGACUAGUCUAUCGAAGACUCUGAUCCCGUUCUACGGCGGCACCAUGUCUCUCAAAGAUCGACUCAUCUUCCAAGUGUUUCGUAUUGAAGAUUUAAGGAGUGAAACCCCGGGGAUCACCGACGUGUUCUUGGCCUGGAAACCCAACAUAGGAAACAGGGCCGUGAAUAACAAACCUCUGGAUGUGAUAGCGGUGCUUGAUUCAGAGAAGGUCGAAGCAUCGUCAGCGUGGGUCUUGGACAGACGGGAACCAAAUAGUUUACCUAGCCUUCCCGAAUACUACGAUCCCAGCUUUCUUCUCGCUUUUUUCCUCAACCUGAUCAAACAAGAAGAACCACUGACAAUCUCGAUGUGGCAAUCAAUCGCCCGCAAGGGCAUGCUAGGGUUGGCUAUGUGUGCCUUAUCAUCUGACAAGUCGGCUUGGAGGUUCCUCGGAGAUAGAUGUUUGGCGAAAUCCUACGAACAAUUGAAGGCGCUAAACCAUACCGAUGCAUCUGAAAUUCUACUACCGAUGGAACAUUUCCGAAACCUUCAUGUCGCAAGCGAAGAAACUGGGAAAAUUGCGGAUGUCCCUCCUUUGAUCACUUUGUUUCUUUCUCGCUGUUUGAGUUUGUUCUGCACCGCGCCCGAGUCAGCCUUACAUCAGCCUCUAUCAAGAUUCCUACUCCAAAGAGCCGUGAUCGAUGCAAAAGAUGUGCCAAUGUUAUAUUCUCUAUUGUAUUCGUCAGAUGAUAUGCCCUCGGAGGGUCAUGUCUGGCUCAUGCAAAUUUUACACGAUGGACUUUGUACAACAAUAGAUUGGAAAAUCAUGAAUCAUCGACAAACUUUUGAAAUCUUGAUCACUCUCGUCCACUCAUCUUCACACCGCACCGCUCCAAAGCUUCGGCACUUGUUACUGAAGUUGCUGAUAAAAGCCGUCUCUCAUAACCAAGCUUGCAUAAAACUCAUCAGUAAACCAGGAUUACUUAAAGUCUUAGAACAGUUCAAACCUUAUUCAAAGAGGGAAUGGAAGGAUGUAAUGAGUAUUCUGCAAGAAGUCGCUAGUCGAAUCCCGUUGUUGCAUAGAGCGAUUUCAAGGGAAACUGUGGAGAACAUUAUCAAGCUUCUAACCCACUUCAGCCAAACAAAAUACUGUUCGAGUUCAUCAUUGUUGGUCAACUCAUUGAUCAUUGUUAGGUCGUUGUUAAUUUGUUCUUCGUUUUGGAUUGUGGAAAAUUCUCCUCAAAUCAUCAUCGGUCGGAACGAAACGCGCCUCAUUCUAUUGAAGUGCAAUCAUCUUUCUCAAUCAUUAUCUCUUGCGAUGGAUGCACAGCCCCUCCUUGAUCGCCACAAAAAAUUAAUUAGUGAAAUCCGAGCUAGAAUAUAUUAUCUAUCUCAGCUCUAA
Messenger RNA from Puccinia triticina, 5913 nucleotides. RefSeq lists its product as uncharacterized. Gene Ontology annotation, biological process: maturation of LSU-rRNA from tricistronic rRNA transcript (SSU-rRNA, 5.8S rRNA, LSU-rRNA); maturation of 5.8S rRNA from tricistronic rRNA transcript (SSU-rRNA, 5.8S rRNA, LSU-rRNA). The transcript has 9 exons. The record is from RefSeq and is a predicted model, not a curated record. Gene Ontology annotation, cellular component: nucleolus. Lineage: Eukaryota; Fungi; Basidiomycota; Pucciniomycetes; Pucciniales; Pucciniaceae. Bases 1 to 5913 code for a protein of 1970 amino acids.